GAUCGAGCAUCUGUGGGAUGUUCUGGACAAACAAGUAUGAUCCAUGGAGGUUCCACCUCACAACUUACAGGACUUAAAGGAUCUUCUGCUAAUUUCUUGGUGCCAGAUACCACAGCACACCUUCAGAGCUCUUUUGGAGUUCAUGUCUGGGUCAGACCUGUUUUGGAGGCACAAGGAGAACCGACACAAUAUUACGCAGGUGGUUUGAAUGUUAUGGCUGAUCGGUGUAUAACGGUGUCAGAAUUGGAAUUGGGACAUUCUUCGUUUUCUUGUUCAGCUAAAUAAGAAGCCAGUGUUGGAGGAUUCGAAAACACCGAAACGUGCAGCCAUUUUUACAGACAAAAUUAUUCGUUCAAGUUACUCAGUGAAACCGUGGCUAGAGGAGGCUUCCAGAGCAAGCAUACACACAUUUCUCCUACACAGGAACCUGCAGAAUAGAAAUCCCUCUUAACUGACGCCUCUUUAUGUCGACACUCCAGCGAUCAUGUCCCUAUUGUUGAUGUCGGGAAAUCAUGUCCUUAUGUCGAAUUCCCGCAUGUAGUGAAACACGGAAUUGCAUUCACAUGGAAGUAUCAUAUAUUUGAUCGCUGAUCAAUCCAACACUUCCCAAAUAGACAACUAUGAUAUUUUAUUAAAUGGCACAUUCUGUUCAAUUUAUUUUGUAUAGUGCUUUUAACAAUGGACAUUGUCUCAAAGCAGCUUUAUAUAGAAACAUAGAAAAAAUGAUAAAGUUUAAAGUUAAGUUACUAUUUAUCUCUAACAUUUAUCCCUAUUGAGCAAGCAUGAGGUGACGGGAGACUCAGAAGGGAACCUCAUCCUCAUCUGGAUGACACUGGACAGUAAAUAAUCAUAAGCUGAAAUCAUCACAGAAAGAGAAGGUUCGUCAGUUCAUGUCCUUCACUCAGGCCGGCGAGAGGACCGCCGUCUACUGCCUCACACAGAAUGACUGGAAACUAGAAGUGGCCACAGACAACUACUUCCAGAACCCAGAUCUCUACUAUAAGGAAUCCAUGAAAACCACAGUGGACCGCAAGAAGCUGGAGCAGCUUUAUAACCGCUACAAAGACCCUCAGGAUGAGAAUAAAAUUGGCAUCGAUGGGAUCCAGCAGUUCUGUGAUGAUCUCACUCUGGAUCCAGCCAGCAUGAGCAUCCUGGUGGUGGCCUGGAAGUUCCGGGCAGCGACGCAGUGCGAAUUCAGCCGGAAAGAGUUCCUGGAUGGAAUGUUGGAGCUGGGCUGUGACAGUCCUGAUAAACUGAAGGCCAUCUUACCCAGGUUAGAACAGGAGCUCAAAGACUCUGGGAAGUUUAAGGAUUUCUAUCAGUUUACUUUCAAUUUUGCCAAGAAUCCCGGCCAGAAAGGCUUAGACUUAGAGAUGGCUGUGGCCUACUGGAACCUGGUUCUGACGGGCCGCUUCAAGUUUCUGGACCUCUGGAACACGUUCCUGCUGGAGCAUCACAAGCGCUCGAUUCCUAAAGACACAUGGAAUCUUCUGUUAGACUUUGGAAACAUGAUUGCAGAUGAUAUGUCCAACUAUGAUGAGGAAGGGGCGUGGCCCGUCCUCAUAGACGACUUUGUGGAGUUUGCUCGGCCAAUCAUUACAUCAGGCAAGCGCAAAAAUUUAUAAUCAUCACCUUCUGCUUAGAGAAGUGACCUCUCUCUCUCUCUCUCUCUCUCUCUCUCUUAGACAUUUUUAUAUAAAAAUUAUUUAAAUAGAAAACAAAGAAAAUACAAGAGACUUUUAAGAUGUGCGUCUGUGCUACCAAACAUGAGAUGAGUGCAGGACGAUGCAGAGCUGAACACACCGCGUCAGGACGAGUCCGAGUGCAUCGUGGGCUUCACCACCAGGGGGUGACAGUGACGUGAGUUGCCUCAGCUUUGAGGCGAUGAGGUCAGAGUUUCCAUUCAGCAGCUUUUGAACCUGACUGGAAACUGAAAAUCACAACAAAGAUGGAAAUGAUGGAUUUUUUUGGAGUCAGAGAAAGUGUGUGUUUUGGCCGUCACUUUUCCCCCAGUAUGAUCACCCUACCUUCUUCAGAAUAUUCCCAUAACAGCAGCUGAUGGAGACAGAUUCAGAAAUUUGGCCCACUUUCACAAAACAUGCAUGGAGACCUACUUCCUUUAACCCUCCAACUUCCAGCAGUCUGCACGUGGAGAGUGUCGCAUUGCAGCAGCAUCUCAAGUGCCAAGGCUGAAACCUGAGAGCGCUGGAAUGCACCAUGAUGAAGAUGACGUUGUGUUGUUUGCAGCUGAUUGACGUUUUAAACCGGAAAUAAACCCAGGAUGCUUUUUCAUGAAGCAGCAUCAUGUACAGGUCCUGAUGUUUUAUUGCGCAUUGUUACAAUCAUGUUUCUCCAACUUGAACGUUCUAAUUUAAGUCUGAUGUCCAGAUGAACUUGCAAUGGUUAAAAGUCCAUGAUUGUGAAGUGAGAAAACAUGCAGCGAUGCUCAGAACACCAGCAGACACGCCAUACCACUGCUCAGUCCCUCCAGGAUUUCACACAGAGUUGUGGCCAAAAGUGCCUGAUUUUUGGCUUUUUUCCCCAAAAUUUGUGAUGCAAAUUGUGAUUUUUUUGUGGAAAACUGCUUGAAAUGUCAAUCACAGGAUUCUUCUUUUAAACUCCUACAAGUGAAGACACGUGUAAUGACUUUCUAUGAGAGCUGCACUCAUGUUCCACACACAUGAAUGGAGGAGAGCUUUGACUGAAUGCAUGUUGUGAUGAAGUCACAUGACUCGUCUCGGCCCAAAUCUGAGGAAAAAUCGGAGGUAAUUUUGACAAAUUGUAAACUCUGUGAUCGCAAAAUCAGGAAAUCCUGAAGGGACUGAUGAGAUUUUUACUGUGGUACAUACAGACGUGUUGUUGUGGAAAACAUACAGAAAUAUUGUUACAUACAGUUUAAUCACGUGGCCAGAAAGUAUUUAAAUGAAUUUAACAUUUGUAAUGGACGGAUUUUCAGAUCUGAGAUGCAGUAUUGGGGUUUAGGUUUAUUUUAAAUUGUUGGCUUCCAGUUCAGAUUUUUAUUAAACAGCAGUUGUAAUUCUUUUAUUCAGAAUAUAUGCACAUAUCAAGGUGUGUAACAUCCAAAUGCAGAAAAUGUGAUGGAGUAGAUCAUGUAGAAAGAUCAUUGAUUUCUUUUAAAGAUUUAAAAACACUAACCUAGAGUUCGAGUGGAUUUUCAGUUCAUCCUGUUACGUUUUUUUUUGUGCACACGCUAAAGUCUAUGUUUUUGAUUGUUCCUUUUGAUUUUCUUUAUUAUUUUAUAUUUCUUCCAGACUUCUGGACAAGGUGCUACAGUGUUCUGGUUUGCCUCACUGUGUUUGUUACAGAUUGCCAUUUUUGUCCGGUUUAAUGUCACUUUUAUUUGUGUGAGGAAGGCAGCGUUAUCCUCACCUGGUACACUUUGCAGAGUGUUUGGAGUUUUGAGUCCCAGGUAGUCGAGUUCAGCUCGUCAAAUCAGUAUUAUUGCAUUUGUAAAUAAAGUUUAUUUAAGGAGAAAAAAAAACAAAUGGUGAAUCUCCAUCGUCAAAUGGAAACCUGUUUGUUUGACAGUGGAGUAAAGAGGAUGUUAAAUAAAGCAUGUUUUUAAGAAAAAUGUCAGAGUAAUAUUUCUUUUUU
Molecule: messenger RNA, 3615 nt
Organism: Hemibagrus wyckioides
Lineage: Eukaryota; Metazoa; Chordata; Actinopteri; Siluriformes; Bagridae
Gene: dcun1d2b
Product: DCN1, defective in cullin neddylation 1, domain containing 2b
Exons: 7
Coding region: 891-1625 (244 amino acids)
Biological process (GO): protein neddylation; positive regulation of ubiquitin-protein transferase activity
Cellular component (GO): ubiquitin ligase complex
Molecular function (GO): ubiquitin conjugating enzyme binding; cullin family protein binding; ubiquitin-like protein binding
Source: RefSeq, a predicted model, not a curated record